Plenodomus lingam JN3 is the source of this 2472-nucleotide messenger RNA. The record is from RefSeq and is a predicted model, not a curated record. Lineage: Eukaryota; Fungi; Ascomycota; Dothideomycetes; Pleosporales; Leptosphaeriaceae.
AUGCCCGACCAAGGAACCGUCUUGCAGUCUCGAGUGGUCCGGCGUCGAAAUCCACGACCGAUUAAUUCGUGCGUCGAGUGUCGCACGCGCAAGAGUAGGUGUUCGAAAACGCAUCCGUGCCAGAAUUGCACGGCGUUUGGACGAGAAUGCAUCUUCAUCACCGUCCCUGAGAGCGCGGCGCGCAAGAAAGAGAGGGAGCAGCGCGAACGCGCGUCAAGUAAGAGUGGCGGCGGGAGUGGUGUUACGAUUCCGGAUUGGACCAAGAACCUGCCGGUGCGUACGCAGAGUAGCACGAGCGUGGUGGACAAGUUUGAGAGCUCCAAUUCAGUAGAUUUGACGACUACGCCGGGGACGCCGCCUAGAGAUUACGAUUGGGAGGCGUACCAGCAGGAUGUUGAGCCCGAGGGUGAUGCAUGGGAGAGGUUGCCGGCUGAGAGGGAAGAGGCGCAGGACGAUGUGUAUGAGGAUGAGAAUGACGACGAGGAUCAGAUUGCAACGGAUCUGACGAUUCGGAUCGGAAGAAUGAUCAUCUGUGAGAAUGUCACCGGGUUCUUCCGGCCGCAAUAUGCUGAAGAGCUGGGCAAGCUUUUGUCAGAGAGCUUCACUCCAACAUCGUCUGUUGCUGGUCAAAGAGCGCCGCAUUCUUCUGCACUCUUGUCAGCAGAGCAGAUGCCGUCACUGGCGCCGUCGCUAAAUCUACUCCUAGGUGGUUCAUUAUCAUUGCAUCAGAACAAUGACAUCGAACCACCACAGCUACCCUCCAAGCUCGAAGCAGAAGCCCUGUUUCAGCGGUAUUUGGAAGCUGUGAGCCCACUGGCACAUGUCUUGCACAUUCCCUCGUUCAAACGAAUGUUUGAUCGUUUCUGGCUGAACAUUGAAAUGGGAAGUCCAAACCAAAACUCAUGCACCGCCCUGAUUUUGGCCGUGUGCAUGGCAGCGGCAGCAUCUGUGUCGCCACUACAAGCAAAAUCGCAGUUUGGCAUCACAAAAGAGGACUUGUUCUUGAGGUUGCAAAAGGCGACUGAAAGAGCUCUGCUACGAGCCAAUUGGGCAAAGACGUCGAACAUCAGAACGCUCCAAGCACUGACGAUAUACUUGAUACCCCUCUGUAGGGCCCAAAUAUCCCGUGCAACCUCGGUCGUAGUGGGCGCCCUCGUCCGUCUCGCCCAAUGCAUUGGCAUCCAUCGCCUCUCGCACAGUUCCGCAAAUAGCCUAACCCCUCUCCAACGCCAUGUGCGCUCCCUCUUAUGGUAUCAAAUCUGCUUCCUCGACUUCAAAACGGCCGAGGCGCAGGGCCCCCACCCUUCAAUCCGCAGUGAUGACUUUGACAUUGCGCUUCCCCUCAAUGUCGAUGACGACGUGUUUGAAUUCGGGAGCUCAUCAUGGCAACAGCAUCCUUCUUCCUCAAACGGAUGGACAGACGUGACUUUAUCCCUGAUACGCUACGAGGUGAAUGAAAUCCACAGACUCAUCUUCCGCGGUAGAAUCGAAAUGGACCGUAAACACCUCACCCUCCAUGACCUCCGCGCCCGCGUCGAAGCCCGCAAGAAAAUGAUUCAAAGCAAAUACCUCCAAUACCUCGACGCCGGCGUGCCCAUCCAGCGGUACGCAGGCCUCGUCGCAACCCUCCUCAUGGCCCGCUGCGACUCCAUGCUCCUCUACCGCCACCUCCCGCAGACCACGCUAUCGACACGCUCCGACUCUGAAAACCGGCUGCGCGACGUGCUCCUCAGCGCGGCCCUGACCACGCUCGAAAUCGGGGCCACGCUGGACACGCUGCCGAGCCUGAGCGCCUGGGCCUGGUACUCGACCACCUACCAGCAAUACCACGCCGUCCUCCUGCUCCUCACCGAACUCUACCGCACCCCAGAUCUGCCGCGCAAAGACCGCAUGGCCACCAUCAUCGACCACAUCUUCGGCCACUGCUACGGCGUCGGCGUGCGCGAGCGCUGCUCCGAUCUCCUCUGGACCGUAAAGGAGAACCUAGAGGCCUUUUACGUUAUGAAGGGCUUCAAUCGCAAAAGAGCUCAAAUGGCUCCCCAGCAACAUCCUACCCUCCAACCCCUCCCUUCCUUUGGCUCCGUCACAAGUCCCGGCUUCGGCGCCGCCGUGUCCGCCAAUUCCCAGGCUAAUAACGGGACGGGCGCCGGGUCCGCAUCGCUGCAGGGACGCAUGCAGCGAACGAAUACGUCGGGGGCAAUGGAUGCGUUGAAUGUCGACUUUGAUGCCCUGCUGGGUUCGCUGAAUGGAGGGGGCGGAGGAGGAGGUGGUGGUGCCGGUCAUGCAUCGGAUGAUCUCGACUUCUUUACGAGUAUGGGUGGGGCGGGCCAGGAUGCAGGCGCGAUCUUUGUGCCGGUUGAUACGGGAGCGCAGGGCGGUCACGCAGGGGAUUUUGGCACUGCGAGCCCAAAUGGCGGGUUGCAGCAAUGGGAGAAUUGGAAUUUCCCACAGCAGCCGCAAAAGUAUGAGUAA